CUGCCGCAGCACAGUGCCAAGCGCGCCUCGCCCUCUGCACAGCUCACCUUUAAACCAGAGCUUCUUUAAGUGGAACAAAGGACACAUUGGGAUACAUUUGAUCAGCCGUGCGACUAAAGCUGGAUUAACAUACUGACUUUAAGGUCUACACUACGGGGAGAAGGUUGUCAAAUAGUAUCAUUCGUGCCCUUAACUUCUCCAAGACGCGGACCCAACACCUGGACACACCUGUCUCCUCCGCUGUGUGGCAAACAUCUAACAUCUCCACGGUUGUUGGUGUCUUUUCUCACCGAUUCAGUGAGCCCUACACUACAGCUUCAGGGUGGACACUGAACAGAGCAAGUAGGAUGGCUGCAGACAACUUUUUAAGGACACAUUUCUGACGCCCUGGGGCAAGUCUUUCUGAUUAAAUCUAGCUCGUAUUCAGCCACGAUGACUACAGAUGACGAUCUGUGCCACAGCAAGCACCACAUCGACGGCAUCAAGAGCCCGCUGAUCAGCGCCACCAUGUUCGCCGCGGGCAUCUUCGGAAACGUGGCUGCCCUGGUGAUACUGGAGAUCCGAAGACGCAGGGCCAUGAGGUCCGGGGAGGGUUGGCGGCGCUCGUUGUUCCACGUCCUCAUCACGGCGCUGGUGGUCACGGACCUGGCGGGGACCUGCCUCAUCAGCCCGCUGGUGCAGCUGUCGUAUGCGCGCAACACCACCCUGAUGGGGAUGUCGCCUGAGUCUCACAGCGUGUGCUCGUACUUUGGAAUCAGCAUGACCUUCUUCAGCCUGGCCACCAUGUCGCUCCUCUUCUCUAUGGCUAUAGAAAGGUGCUUCGCUAUUGGGUACCCCUUCCUGUACAGCCGGCACGUCACCAAGAAAUGUGCCUACAUAUCAAUCCCAGUGGUGUUUUUGCUAUGUAUUUUAUUCUGCCUCCUCCCUUUCGCUGGGUUCGGUGAAUAUGUACAAUACUGCCCCGGCACGUGGUGCUUCAUCGACAUGAACCCUAUGGAACCGGAGGACCGGGUCUAUGUUAACCUGUACGCCACCCUGAUGCUGGUGCUGGUGCUAGCUAUAGUGGCGUGCAAUGGGUUCGUGGUGUACCAGCUGUUCAGGAUGUACCAGCGGAGGAGGAGGAAUGGAGGGUCUGUGAUGGGCACCACAAGAUCCAACGGCGAACGCAAGGCCAUGUCUAUGGCGGAGGAGGUGGAGCAUCUCAUCCUGCUGGUCUUCAUGACCAUCAUCUUCAUCAUCUGCACGCUGCCCCUGGUGAUCCGGGUGUACAUCAACAACAAUGUGGGCGGAGAGUCUCACCGCCUGGACCUGAUCGCCUUGCGCUUCAUCUCUGUGAACUCUAUCAUCGACCCCUGGGUCUUUAUCCUCCUCUCCCCCAGCGUUCUGCACUUUUGCUGGUCCUUCAUUUGCAGGGCCUCCUUGGGAGUCUCCAGGGGAUCCAUUUUUAAAUCAUCCAUGGCCAAAGAGAACUGUCCGGCGAACCUCGAACUGUGUCUGCCGACGUUAGUGUACACCGAGAACUUUCCCUCUGGGGAAACCCUAUGACCAUAACAGUCAUAUGUAUAUGUAUAUGUAUUGGACACAUGAUAAAGCGAGGAGGUUUCCUGGGCCACAACAUCCCUCCCAUGUGGGGGGUGUUAUCUAUUUUAUGGAUGUGUUUCCGUGAGAUAAUGGCCCUCACUGUGACUUCUUGCCAGACACUUGGGAUUUCCUUCUACUCCUAGCAUUUCAGCUAAGUGUAUGCAUGUUGUUGACUGCAUACGGGCUACAGCCACUUUUGCUUGUAUGUUAUGCUAAUUAAUCAAUGGAAUUAAGAGGCUGCUGAGGGAAGCUAAAAGAGACUUCAGUCAGGAUCGGAAAUCGACAAAGCACUGUGGUCUGUUCAUUGGAGGAGCUUGUGGCAGAAUGCAACAUACAUCUUCCAACAAGGACUUGCUGCUGUACAUGUAUACUUUGAUUCAAAUGCUGCUUUCCAAACUAACAUGUCAUUGUAUAUAGAGCACACUCAAAGACAAGAGUCAAUAUGGGGUGAUAACAAAAAGUAAGCACAUUCAGAACUAAAUAAGAAGAUACAUCAAGAAGAGUUAGCCAUUUUGUUAUCAAAUGUACAGAAGGUAGUCGGUUUGCAACAGGAAAGCAUUGUAAUGCUUGUGCAUCUCACUAAAGCAUACCUAGAGACAAACUAGACAUGAGACAUGUUCAUACAAGUCCAAAUGAGAGCUGAUAUUAAAUAUUCCAGGCACGACUUUCUUUGAACCUCAGACUUUGACCCCCGGUCUGCUUUGGUAACCUUUCCCCUCGCUCCACUACCAGACUCCUGCUGGAAAGGUCAAAGGUCAAAAAUUCUGGAGCCGGGUCAAGACUCAGGAAGUUUUGACAGAAAAGUUCUGUUGAUCAUGCAUUUAUAUAUACCAUAAGUAGUAUACUGAUAAAUCAUCAUAAGUUCUUCAUAUAAGUUACCUUUUGACUUUUACAGAUCAGGUUCUCUAAAUGUAUCAUCAAAGGAUAAACUAUUCCAUAAAGUACAUUUAGCUGGAAGUUAAAGGUGCCGUGUAUAGUUUUGUUCAGUAUUACUCAUUGGAACAUGUCCCCAUAUCAUCUAAUGACGGUAUUUUAUAAAACACUGCCAAUUGGUCAAAAACCACUCUGUUCCUUUUUAUGUUUCUGGAGUUUUAUAAUAUAUAUUUAAAAUAAUGUUUGAAAGCUAAUUAUCAUUUACUAAAUAUUAUUUUAUUGUACAGAAUAUGGAGUAUCGAGCCUAUAGGUUCCUGAUAUAAAUUGUCUGUUACCCUUUAAAAAGUACCAUGUUUUGUUUAUUAUGGGACAGAACUUCUUGGCAGGUCCUUUGUUCUCUUACAUUGUUUAAAAGUUAUUUGGAAACUAUGGAAAGAGCACCCCUUAUUGUUAUCCAUCAACUUUACGACUGAAGUGCCAUUUGAACUGCAUUAGUUUGACUGGGGAACAUCUUGAAAUGUUAUUUUCAAUGCGUGUUUUUGCAGAGCACCGCCAUUCAUCAGGGACAGACUAUGUCCACUUAAAUAGACGCGAAUAGCCCAGAUGGAAAACGUCAUGGUUUCUAUCUCUGUUGUAUCCUUGUGCUGAUUGUUCAAACGUGUUAAUUGCCAACUAAAAUGCUGGUUCUUCUAUGUUAUAUUAUGACAUUAUAAUAAUGUUGGUUCCAACUGACCUGAAUUAGAACUAGAUGAAAAAGCAGGUUGUUUCUCCACUUUUACAUUUGUGCAGCGGUAAAAGUAACACAUGUUGGAUUCAUACAGGGUUGUGUUACACAACACCAUGGGACAUUGUACUAUAAAAGAGUGAAUCAAAUUUAAACUGGGCUCAAGUGUUCACAAGAAAAUAAGCUACUACAGAUUUUAGCAGGAUGCCUGCUCAUACAUCUCUCGAAAGUAGAUACACAUUGGGUUACACAACAGCAGAGGUCCAGUUUGAAUCGAAAACAUGUAAUCCUGGUGUGUAUAAUGUGAGAAAAAAAAACUACAAGUUCUCAAACUAUAUGUCUUUUUAAAAGUUGCCAGAACAUUAGUGAGCAUGAGUUAAACUUUGGGGCUGUAAGCCUUUAUUUGAGUGUCACGGAUGUGUGUAUUUGAGUGUGUGUUGUGAGAAUGGCUUUUUAUUGCCUCUGCUGUUGGUUCUGAGCUCAGCAUCAAAAUGUUCAGUGUUAACGACAGUGUCUUACUGCUUCCUGUGUGAGUGUGUUUCCUUCUGUGUGUUUUCCUGUUGCAUUUUUUGCAAAUUCCCCCACAUACAUGCUUGUGAGUCCAUGUGCCUACAAUAGGUGUGUGUGUGUGUGUGUGUGUGUGUGUGUGUGUGUGACUGUGUGUGUGACUGUGUGUGUGUGUGUGUGUGUGUGUGUGUGUGUGUGUGUGUGUGUGUGUGGUGUGUGUGUGUGUGUGUGUGUGUGUGUGUGUGUGUGUGUGUGUGUGUGUGUGUGUGUGUGUGUGUGUGUGUGUGUGUGUGUGUGAGUGAGAGACAGACAGCACUGAUGUGUCAAACAAGAAUGGCUACAUACAUACCUACCUACCUGGAUGUCUUGUACUCUGUUAUUAUAAAGUACUGUAAAGGAAACUGACUGCAAUGAGUGUGUUUUAUGGCUUGUGUAAAUAAACAUCUCGUCCACUACA
Messenger RNA from Gymnodraco acuticeps, 4142 nucleotides. RefSeq names its product prostaglandin E receptor 2a (subtype EP2) (gene ptger2a). NCBI's taxonomy places the organism in Eukaryota, Metazoa, Chordata, Actinopteri, Perciformes, Bathydraconidae. Gene Ontology annotation, molecular function: prostaglandin E receptor activity. Gene Ontology annotation, cellular component: plasma membrane. The record is from RefSeq and is a predicted model, not a curated record. Bases 433 to 1545 code for a protein of 370 amino acids. The transcript is spliced from 4 exons. Gene Ontology annotation, biological process: inflammatory response; positive regulation of cytosolic calcium ion concentration; adenylate cyclase-activating G protein-coupled receptor signaling pathway.